Molecule: messenger RNA, 2784 nt
Organism: Myripristis murdjan (pinecone soldierfish)
Lineage: Eukaryota; Metazoa; Chordata; Actinopteri; Holocentriformes; Holocentridae
Gene: rab11al
Product: RAB11a, member RAS oncogene family, like
Exons: 5
Coding region: 314-964 (216 amino acids)
Molecular function (GO): GTPase activity; GTP binding
Source: RefSeq, a predicted model, not a curated record
CGCUACGUAGUUCGGAAAUGGCAAAUGACAGAGGGUGAGGAAGACGAGGCGAAAGUUUUGGAGGCCAGUUAGUAGGCUAGUUGUUAUUGGAAAUCUGAUGCUUGUGAGCAACAACAGUGGUGUAUCGUGUUUUGUUUAAUUUUCACUUUUAAUAAUUCCGCGUUGCUGUCAAAGUCAGCGUUGACCUCUCUUGUGAGACGAGAAGUCGUGUUUAAACGGCGGCGGGUCGGUUGAAGCCGAGAUAAAUAACAAGAGAAGUUUGUUCGAGGGACGUAGCGAUAAAUUCGCAGCGACUAGCCGGAGAGAAGAAACUAUGACCAGCAGAGAAGACGAAUAUGACUAUCUUUUUAAAGUGGUGCUGAUUGGAGACUCGGGUGUAGGGAAAAGUAACCUGCUGUCCCGCUUCACCCGGAAUGAAUUCAAUCUGGAGAGUAAAAGCACCAUUGGGGUGGAGUUUGCCACCCGUAGCAUCCAGGUAGAAGGCAAGACCAUCAAGGCUCAGAUCUGGGACACAGCUGGGCAGGAGCGUUACAGAGCCAUCACCUCCGCGUACUACCGUGGGGCAGUUGGAGCUCUUCUGGUGUAUGACAUUGCCAAGCACCUGACAUAUGAAAAUGCUGAGCGUUGGCUAAAGGAGCUGCAGGACCAUGCCGACAGCAACAUUGUCAUCAUGCUGGUGGGCAACAAAAGUGAUCUACGCCACCUAAGGGCGGUGCCCACAGACGAGGCCAAGGCCUUUGCAGAGAAGCAUGGCUUGUCUUUCCUGGAGACAUCAGCGUUAGACUCAUCCAAUGUGGAGCUGGCUUUCCAGACUAUACUCACAGCCAUCUACAACAUUGUGUCACAGAGGCAGAUGUCAGGACGCAGUGACUCGGACUUCUCGCCCGGCUCCAAUGUAGUACCCAUCACGGUCCAGCCCACCCAGAACUCAGCCAAGCAGGGUCUCUGCUGCCAGAACAACUGAGACCUUGCCAUCGACCUCCACCUUCCUUCACCUCCAGGCAAUGGAGAAACAGCCAGAUAGAAAGACAGAGACAGACAGAUGGACAGGGGAGACGGGGAGACAGGUAGCGAGAAUCAUUUCACAUGAGGAUACUUGUGCUGAGGUUGAUUUGGUCCAUUGUUUAAGAAAAAUGUAUUCAAAGAGGGGAAACAUGGGAGAAGUUUAGAUAAACAGACAGGGAAAGGGGGCAGGAUUAGUACAGAUGGAAUGAAGGCAGCAGGUGACUAUCAACUUUGCUUCCUUAACAUGUAUAUUGUAUUCUUUCCACUGAGACGGUUGCCCGUAUCCAGUCCACUAUGCUUUGCAGUUCCGCUUGGAGCUUGAUCAACUUUUAAAUGUGAAAGAGGCACAUGAGCAGAAUUGGAUACACAACAAAAUGAGAAAUCAAGCACAUUGUAAGGUUCCCUUGUAUCUUGUCUCAUUUUCUGUCAUUGUGAACUACCCUCUCAUUGAAAGCUCUAUUUAACAAGCCUGCAAAAGCUGGCUCUCAUAUCUCCCCUACUAGGACAAUGGGCAAUAAAAUCUGCAUUGAAGAGACCUGGCAUCUCUGAACUGUAACCCCUCUGUCUCCAUAGUCAUUCCCAUCAUCCCAAAAUGUAUUUAGAAUUUAUGUGGCUUUAUAAUAUUUAUUGAACACUAGAUUAAGGUCUCAUUUGGCCAAAGGAUUUGCGUAUUAACAUUGGGUGGUUUCGAUUUUCCACACUGAUUACUUCCCAGUGAAGGGAGUUCUCUUGCUUUCUGCUUUUGCACAUAAUCAAAUCCUCUUUAUGAAGGAGCUGUUAAGGUCAACUACCCCACACUAAUGGAGGAACAAGGAGGUACAACCAUCCUCCAAAAUGCACCUGCUGGAAUUUGGUUGAAAUUGAUUGGUUCAAGUAGUGUUCCACAGGGCAUCUCAAAGCAAUAACCUCCGUCCCUAAUCUUGAUGUAUGUAAUUUCUCUUUUGAUUGCUUUUGAUCUGUGCUUGGAAGACAUUCCUGGUCUGUGCACACUUUGUAUUCUACAGAUAAGCCGUGUUCUUGCAAGCUUUUCAGGGUGUUGUAUAAACUCUAGAUAGGAUGGGAUAACCGCAUUGUUGAUAUUUCGUUGUUGUUGGAUGGGAUAACUGCCUCACAAUUGGAUGGGAUAACCGCAUUGGCACUGCUGAUGACCGUUUUACCCCUGAACCUUUGGGUAGAGGGGGAAGAGAUGAGGGAAUUGGCGUAAAUGCAUGGACAACCCUGUGCUGCUGCCUGCGUGCUAGCUAGGAUGGAUGGAUAAUGUUUCAGGGGAUGGGGUAGUGAGGGCACUCAGCCCUGCCCUGCUCCCGUGGUCUCUGAUGUACCCAAGAUGGCUUGUUUUACUGUAAGUGAAAUCCUCCACUGCCUGCCCGCCUACUCCCCUCUCUCUCUACAGCGUAUGUAACUGGAACAGGACUAUGCCUUCUGGGAUCUCCCUGAGGAGUGUCCCCACUCUCACUUGUCUUUAUUUCCUGGAGGGUGGGGGGUGGGGGAGCGGUGGGAACAGGAAUGCUUUGGUUGGUAUCUAAUAGUCUGGUAGAUGAGGAGAAGGAGAGGGAUUGAUAGUGUUAAGGGCAGCAUGAUUAAAGCCAACAGGCAUGCACACAAAUGAUUAUUAUCCUGCUGAGGUGUUUCCACAUCAACACGGAAUUCUGUUGACUUCACUGGUCCUCAACUGGGUGGUGUAGGUUAGGGGUUUUUAAAUGUUUAUUGUAAUAUCUGUAUAUUUUGACUGCGUAUAUAUAUGAAUAAAUCUCAUUUGUUAAUAGCCGGCUCUUCUUA